Messenger RNA from Saitoella complicata NRRL Y-17804, 960 nucleotides. Its product is annotated as DUF171-domain-containing protein. The record is from RefSeq and is a predicted model, not a curated record. The transcript has a single exon. NCBI's taxonomy places the organism in Eukaryota, Fungi, Ascomycota, Saitoellomycetes, Saitoellales, Saitoellaceae. The annotation marks the transcript as partial.
UUCAAACCCGGUCCUCCCCGAAAAUACACCGUCUCCGUCGCGCUCCCAUCGAGUCUCGUCGCUUCCGCCCAAACCCCCGAAUUGAAAACCAUGAUCGCAGGAUAUGUCGCCAGGACGUUGGCCAUCCAUAAUGUCGAUGAGGUCAUUAUCUAUGACGAGAACCCUGGGUCCACGAACCUCGCUUUCGACGACACUAAUAUCGAUCACGAGAGAGAGGGUCAGGGAGGUAGAGAGACUCCUGGGGUUUUCUUGGCGAGGAUGUUGCAGUGGUUGGAGACGCCAUCGUAUAUGCGCAAACUCCUCUUUCCGAUGGACCACGCACUUCGAUUCGCGGGGUUGUUGCCAGCGUUGGAGAUGCCGCACCACCUCCGUCUCGAGGAAGAUUCACCCUACCGCGAAGGCCUCACAAUCGAGCCCUCUGUCGAAUUUCCCGCUCCCCAAAACGGGGGAACAUUGGUCGACGCAGGUCUUCGCCGCAAAGUCGUGAUUGGGCGGAAAAUCAAACCGGGGGUGCGGGUGACGUUACAGAUGAAGCGUGUCAAGGGCGGGCGGGAUAAACAGUAUAUCGAGGCAGAUGUCGUUCCACCCUCCGCGCCACGCGAGAAAAUGGGGUUGUAUUGGGGGUAUGGAGUACGUAUGGCUACUUCCAUCUCGGGCGUAUUCACCGAAUCUGCGUUUGCGGAUGGGUAUGACCUCACCAUCGGAUUCUCCUCCGUCUCGUCCAGCACUACACCUCUCUCCUCAAUCUCCCCCUCCUCGGAGAAACUUGCAGACAAACAAUUCGAACAUUUGUUACUCGUGUUUGGUGGGAUGGGCGGGGUUGAGGCUGCUGUCGAUGCGGAUCCGGAGUUGGGGUUGAGUGGGGAUGAUUGUGGGGAGUUGUUUGAUUUGUGGGUUGAUCCUGUGCCGGGGAUGGGGGUGAGGGGGGUUAGGGCUGAGGAGGUGCUUGGGGUUGGGUUG